Molecule: messenger RNA, 4349 nt
Organism: Momordica charantia (bitter melon)
Lineage: Eukaryota; Viridiplantae; Streptophyta; Magnoliopsida; Cucurbitales; Cucurbitaceae
Product: myosin-1
Biological process (GO): actin filament organization
Cellular component (GO): myosin complex; membrane; actin cytoskeleton
Molecular function (GO): actin filament binding; ATP binding; microfilament motor activity
Source: RefSeq, a predicted model, not a curated record
AAAUUCAAUAAUAAAUUUUUCUUUUUUUUUUCUUCUGUGAAGCAAAGCAAGGCAAAAAAGCUGCUCCAUCUCUACACGCUUUGGAUUUUCUUUUCCAUUUUUCUGUUCAACUUUCUCGCAAUCCAAACACAUCUUGCCUGCCAUCGCCCUGAUUUUUCUCCUCCACAACCCUACAUGCGGUUUCUAGGUCUGCCUGAACCCUCAUUGGAAGCGAUCUCUUUACUCAAACAACUCUUUCAGCUGCCUGCAUCGGAUUUCCGCGCUCGCGCUGUCUGAAUUGUUUGAGCCUCCCACUAGAUUUUCGUUUAAUUACUUCUCGGAAACUCGAUCUUGCCUCCAAUUUUCCCCAACAAUUACUCCUGUCGCUUUGUUGAAGAGGAAUAUGUCUCGGAAAUCUCAGGCGAUGAUUUCAUUACAAUCGAUUAAAUCCAUGCCAGUUAAUUCCCGGUUUAUGAUUCCACAAACUUUGGAAGAGUCUGAUGACCGGAAUGUGAAAAACAUGGAAGCUAGUUCGUUAGUUGAUGGUGUGAAUGGUGCUUCUGGAGAUGAUGCCGUCACUCGACUUCAAUACAGUAUUAACAAUAUUGAUGAGCUGAAUGAGGAUUCACCAUAUAAUUGCAAUAUUGAAACAGUUGAAGAAAGACCCACCUUGGAUGAUGGAGAAGAUGGUUUUAUGCCUUUACCUUCACCUUCAAUCUCAGCUUCGCAUAGUGAACGCAGGUGGGAUGACACAUCGUCCUACACGACAAGGAAGACAGUUCAAUCUUGGUUUAAACUUCCAAAUGGGAACUGGGAUCUUGUAAAGAUAUUGUCAACUCCAGGGACGGAGUCAGUAGUUUCACUGUCUGAUGGAAAGGUGUUGAAGGUGAAAGCUGAAAGUUUGAUUCCUGCAAAUCCAGAUAUCCUUGAUGGUGUUGAUGAUCUUAUGCAACUUAGCUAUUUAAACGAGCCGUCAGUACUAUAUGAUCUUGAGUACAGAUAUAAUCAAGAUAUCAUAUAUACAAAAGCAGGGCCUGUUCUGGUUGCUAUCAACCCUUUUAAGAAAGUCGAUUUGUACGGAAGUGAUUACAUUGAAGCAUACAAGCGCAAAACAGUACAGAGCCCACACGUUUAUGCCAUUACAGAUACAGCCAUAAGGGAAAUGAUUCGAGAUGAAGUAAACCAAUCAAUUAUAAUAAGUGGUGAAAGUGGAGCUGGAAAAACUGAAACAGCAAAGAUAGCAAUGCAAUAUUUGGCUGCCCUUGGAGGUGGAAGUGGAAUAGAAUACGAGAUAUUAAAGACCAAUCCUAUCUUAGAAGCUUUUGGAAAUGCAAAAACAUUGAGAAAUGAUAACUCAAGCCGCUUCGGAAAAUUGAUUGAAAUCCAUUUUAGUGAAACUGGAAAAAUAUCCGGUGCAACUAUUCAAACUUUUUUGCUUGAAAAGUCGAGAGUUGUCCAAUGCAUGGAGGGAGAGAGGUCAUACCACAUCUUUUAUCAGCUUUGUAGUGGGGCUCCACCUGCUCUUAAAGAGAGGCUAAACUUGAGAAGUGCUGAAGAGUACAAAUAUCUCAAUCAGAGCAGUUGUUUUUCAAUAACUAGAGUUAAUGAUGCUGAAGAGUUUCGUGUAGUCACGGAAGCAUUAGAUGUCGUCCAUAUCAGCAAAGAAGAUCAGCACAGUGUUUUUGCAAUGCUUGCUGCUGUGCUAUGGCUGGGAAAUGUUUCCUUUAGUGUGAUUGAAAAUGAGAAUCAUGUCGAGGUGGUGGACGAUGAAGGUUUACAGACAGUUGCUAAACUGAUUGAGUGUGAGGUUGAGGAGCUUAAGCUAGCUUUAUCAACUCGAAAAAUGAGAGUUGGUAAUGACAGCAUUGUUCAAAAGCUUACUUUGUCUCAGGCAGUUGACACUAGAGAUGCUUUGGCAAAGUCAAUUUAUGCUUGUUUGUUUGACUGGCUGGUGGAACAAAUUAACAAAUCUCUUGCUGUAGGCAAACGACGCACUGGCAGAUCCAUCAGCAUUCUUGAUAUCUAUGGUUUUGAAUCAUUUGAUAGGAAUAGUUUUGAGCAGUUCUGUAUUAACUAUGCAAACGAGAGACUACAGCAGCAUUUUAAUCGUCAUUUAUUUAAGCUAGAGCAGGAGGAAUAUAUUCAAGAUGGCAUUGACUGGGCAAAAGUUGAUUUUGACGACAACCAAGAUUGUCUCAGUCUGUUUGAAAAGAAACCUUUGGGAUUGUUGUCCCUGUUAGACGAGGAGUCUACUUUUCCAAACGGCACAGAUCUGACCUUUGCUAACAAGCUUAAGCAGCAUUUGGGUCCUAAUUCUUCUUUUAGAGGAGAACGCGGGAAAGCCUUCACUGUCCAUCAUUAUGCAGGAGAGGUCACAUAUGACACAACUAGUUUUCUGGAGAAAAACAGGGACUUGCUACAUUUAGAUUCUAUUCAACUCCUAUCCUCAUGCUCAUGCCAUCUCCCUCGGAUAUUUGCAUCCAACAUGCUAAAUCAAUCAGAAAAGUCCAUUGGUGGCACUUUACAUAAAUCUGGUGGUGCAGAAUCCCAAAAACUAAGUGUUGCAAAAAAGUUCAAGGGUCAAUUAUUCCAAUUGAUGCUCCGUCUUGAAAAUACAACACCUCAUUUCAUCCGUUGCAUCAAGCCCAACAACCUUCAGUCUCCCAGCUUGUAUGACCAAGGACUUGUAUUACUACAGUUAAGAUGUUGUGGGGUCCUAGAAGUGGUGCGAAUAUCACGAGCUGGUUUUCCUACCCGGAUGUCACAUCAGAAAUUUGCUAGAAGGUAUGGUUUCCUCCUUCAAGAAAGCAUCAUAUCGCAGGAUCCACUAAGUGUCUCAGUCGCAAUUCUUCAUCAGUUCGAUAUAUUGCCUGAAAUGUACCAAGUUGGCUAUACAAAAUUGUUCUUUCGAACUGGACAGAUUGGAGUGCUCGAAGAUACAAGAAACCGUACCCUCCAUGGGAUUUUAUGCGUUCAAAGCUGCUAUAGAGGGCACCUGGCUCGACGCCACCUCAAAAAGCUGAAGAGAGGGAUUUCCAUUCUUCAGUCAUUUGCACGUGGGGAAAAAACCCGAAAAGAAUAUGCAAUCUUGAUAAGAAGGCAUAGGGCUGCUAUUUCUAUUCAGAAGUAUGUGAAAGCCAGAGUUGCUAAAAAACGUUUGGAGAAAGUUUGUGAUGCAUCACUUCUGAUACAAUCAGUUAUUCGUGGCUGGUUGGUCAGAAGAUGCUCAGGAGAUAUAGGAUUAAUGUCUGGUGGGCAGAAGGCAAAUGGGUCAGAUGAGGUGCUUGUCAAGUCAUCUUUCGUCACAGAAUUACAACGCCGUGUUCUGAGGGCCGAGGCAGCUUUGAGAGACAAAGAAGAAGAGAACGACAUCCUCCAUCAACGUCUCCAACAGUAUGAGAACCGUUGGUCAGAGUACGAGCUAAAAAUGAAGUCAAUGGAAGAGGUAUGGCAGAGACAAAUGAGAUCACUGCAAUCUAGCCUCUCCAUUGCAAAGAAAAGCUUAGCAGUCGAUGAUUCGGAGAGAAAUUCUGAUGCAUCAGUCAAUGCAAGCGACGACAGAGCAUACAGUUGGGAAGUGGGCAGCAACAACACAGCUAACGAAAGCAAUGGAGUAAGACCAAUGAAUGCAGGCCUCAGUGUCAUUAGCCGGUUGGCUGAGGAAUUCGAACAAAGAAGUCAAGUCUUCGGCGACGAUGCCAAGUUCUUGGUAGAGGUAAAAUCGGGUCAAGUCGAGGCGAGUCUCGACCCCGAUAGGGAACUCAGAAGGUUGAAGCAGAUGUUCGAAGCAUGGAAGAAAGAUUACGGGGGCAGGCUGCGCGAAACGAAAGUGAUUUUGAACAAGCUUGGGAGUGAAGGUGCCAUGGACAAGGUGAAAAAGAAAUGGUGGGGAAGGAGGAACAGCACAAGAUAUAGUUAAAAACUGAAAGCAAGUUAUAGUAGAAAAGAAAUCACACUGUUUCCUCUGAGAGGUUGGUUACUUUUGGGGAACUUGUAAAUGAUGGGUUUUCCAAUUCAUUCACUGGGUGAAUCAGAAAAAAGAAAAAAGGAAAAAGGAAAAAAAAAAAAGGCUUCCUCAAGUACAAAUUGGAGAUAUGAAUAGAAAUAUGUUCUGUUGUUCUAAUAGCUAUUCACAUUGCUCUUGCAAACCUUAUAGUUGGAAGGAGGAACUGCUGCAAGAGUUUUGUUCUAAUUUUUCAUUACAAUUUUUUUUUGGGGGCUGCAAGUGAUUUUGUGCCAGUGGAGCCCACUAUCUCUAAUAUGUAUAUUUUCUUUUCCUACUUAACAAUCUCUUCAUAAUAGAUAUUGAGGCCAAAAAAAAGAAAAAGAAAAAAAGAAUUGUGUUCCUCUGAACUUCAUUCUCUACCAAA